This is a messenger RNA of Hyla sarda, 5582 nucleotides long. It is a transcript of the gene SPEF2, whose product is annotated as sperm flagellar 2. The coding region runs from base 132 to 5441 and encodes 1769 amino acids. Lineage: Eukaryota; Metazoa; Chordata; Amphibia; Anura; Hylidae. Gene Ontology annotation, molecular function: protein binding. The record is from RefSeq and is a predicted model, not a curated record. The transcript is spliced from 37 exons. Gene Ontology annotation, cellular component: sperm midpiece; manchette. Gene Ontology annotation, biological process: sperm axoneme assembly.
UGGUGUACACCGUGGCCUUGGUAACAGUAUCUAUGGCACCGGUUGUCAGGGAGACGGGACGCGGCCUGGAAGCUCCCGUGAAAACUGGAAGAUAAAGCGCGGCGUGUGAUGAUCCCGGGCGGCCGAGAACCAUGACGGAGAUCAUCUGCCAGUGGCUGAACGACGAGGUGGGGCUGUCCAGGCGCGUAGAACCAAAGAACUUUGCCAAGGAGUUUGCCACUGGAUACCUGAUUGGCGAAGUUUUACAUAAAUAUGAACUGCAAAAUGACUUUGAUAAGUUUUCACAAAGCAGAGCAACCAACUCCAAGCUGAACAAUUUCACUCGAGUGGAACCCACCCUGCAACUUUUGAGUAUUCCCUUUGACCAAAAUGUGGCCCAGAAUAUCAUGUCUGAGCAGCACGGAGCUGCUACCACACUCCUGUACCAGUUAUACAUUGCACUGCAGAAAAAGAAGAAAGCCGGGCUCACUGGUGUAGCCCUGGAGACAUUAAGAGCAGCUGCCCCGGCAAAAUUACAAAGCAUUGGAUCGGAAAUAUAUAGGGAGAGGUUAAAGACCCUGGUCCCUCGGCAGUCUGACAUAAGUCUGCAGCAAGUCACCAAACAAUUUGAAAUAAAAGCCAAAGAGAUGGAGGAAAGACUCGCCCAGAUUCAGAACGACGAGUUGAGGAAAAUCCAGAAGAUACAAGAAGAAUUAAGAAUACAAGAUAUUGAAAAGCUUCGUCGAGCAAGAAGGAGACAAAAUGAAAUCAUGGCCAGAAUUCAAGCAGCAAUUGUGCAGAUUCCUAAACCACCACCAAACCGCACAUUAAAGGCCAUUGAGGCGCAGAAAAUUCAGAAAAGAAAGAAGGAAGCAGAGGAGGUUUAUAGUGAAUUAACAAAAUUUGAGAAGUCGGUGAAAAAGGACAGUGUCACCCCAAAUGGCAGGAGCCCAACCUUAGAGAGACUCAGGGGCGCAGCCAGCAUUGGGACGGCCCUGGUAAAGGUGGAUUGUUCUGAAGAUUAUGUCAGGAAAAUUCAGAAGAGGGUUGAGGAGGACACCCUAGCUCGUGAGCAGCGGGAGAAGCGUCGGCGCAGAAUCCUAAUGGAACAACUUGUUGCUCAUGGGGCACAAGAGGAAGCUUUUCGGGAAGAGCAGCUUAUUAACCGUCUGAUGCGACAGUCUCAGCAGGAACGCAGGAUUGCCGUACAGCUAAUGCACGCUCGACAUGAGAAGGAGGUCAUGAGACAAAACAGAAUUUUUCGGGAAAAGCAAUAUCAAGAAAGACGGGAACGAGAAUUCCAAGAGGCUCUUGAUAUAGAAGCGGCCCUGCUAAAACAAGCCAAAGUGGACCGCGAGGAGGAGAUCCAAAAUGCCCAGAAACUGUAUGACCAUAUAGCAGCAGAGAGAGCCAAGGCCCGAUACGAGAAACACUACUCCACCUGCCGGGCAGUAGCGAGUCAGAUUGUGGAUCUGGUCACAAAAAUUGCAGAAUACAGAGAACUUACAAAUAAACUUAUCCCUGGUAAACUAAUGCGAGAAUGGAAAGAAAUCUUUUUUACGGGAUUGCCUCUGUAUAAAGAAGCUUCUAUAGAUCCAACUACUGAGCAACGUGUAGAACUGGAGAAAGAAAGUGUGCUGGAUGAGAAAGACUAUGAAGAAUACAAGACCAUGACCGGAGAAUGGAUAUUGCCAGAUACUGGGACAAUAAAACCUGCCCCCAAUAAUAACAUUCUGGGCCAUGUAGUUCACAGAUUGAUGGAUAUCGUCCAUCCACCCCCUGCACCGUCAGCGCCACCCAAGUUUCCUCCAUUUCCCAUUAAAGGCUGCGUACUUGGAAAUAUUUAUUCCGGAAAGAGCACCUGCCUGAAGCACUUAGCACAAGUAUAUGGUAUCUACGUGCUCAGUGUGGAUGACCUAGUGAAGCAGUCUUUGACGGCGUAUCAGGAGAAUGAAAUGGGAGAAGAGGUCACUGUGCCUGCAGCUGAGCCUGAGGAAGCAGAUGGCAACAAGCUGACAGAGAGUUUUCCUGCUGCUCCUGAUGGGCCUGAAGCUCAGUUCUCUGAAAGUAUUAGUGCUGCUAAAAGCAACAGUGACUCAUCUGACCCGCAGAUCACAAAAACACCGAGAGAACAGAUAGUACCAAAGGAUCAAACGCUCUCAAGGCGGGCUCAGCUGGGAGGGAUGAUGGAGGCACAUCUGAGAAAAGGAAAGCCGGUACCAGAUGAGCUGCUUGUACAAAUUCUUGUAGAGGCCAUCAGUCAUAUCCCGGCAAAUACCGGUUGGAUUUUGGAUGGAUUCCCAGCUACUCUGAAUCAGGCAAAACUCCUUGAGAAGUCUCUCACAGGAGAAGAUCCAGAGAAAACUGCUACAAAAAGCAAGAAAAAUAAAAUAUCAACUUUAGUGGAAGAUCCAGCAGCAUCACAGGAGCCUCCGCCACAUUCACCAGCCUUGGACUUUGUCGCCUUCAUUGAUGUAUCAGACACAAUAGUGUUACAGCGAGCUGCUGCAUUAAAUGGUGGAAUGGAUGGUGCAGCAUGUCCAGGUGAUGUCUCCGCUAUGAACCAAGUCCCACACAGGAUAAAGGGUUUCCUCGACAACUGGCCCAAACUAGAGAUGUGGUUUUCAGCACAACCAGAUAUUUUAGUGAAAGUAAAUGGUGAAGUGGAGGACGACGUCCUGUGCAAGAAGAUUGAAGAAGUAUUUUUAUCAGCUUUAUACAAUAAACAAAAUCAAGAAAAAAAUCCAGAGAAGAAAGAGGAGAGUCCUCCGCCUCCUGCCACACCGCCUCCCCCACCACCACCUCCUGCAGAGACCACCCAGGAGCCUCCCGCUACAACAUCAGACAAAAAGACCUCGGCUAAAAAAGGAAAAGGACGAUCCAAAUCUCCUAAAGAUAGUUCUGUGGAAAAGAAGGACACACCUCGUGGCAAGGACUCUGCGCCAAAGUCUCCAAAAUCAGGGUCUCCGAGAGGUCGAUCUCCAGGCAAAAAGACUAAAUCUGUUCCAACUACACCAGAGCCAUCAUCAACUCCGCCACCUGCUGGUCCUCCCCCUAUAAUGCCUGGGUCUGUUGAAUGGGUGUAUGUGAAGGAGCCCCUCCCACAGGAAGUUCCUGAAUUCCUUGUUUCUUACUGGGAAACCAUAGAAAAGACCUAUGAAAACCAUGUUAAAGUUGGAUUGAGGAGUCUCAGACAGGAGCAGCUUAUUAUGAUUCAUUAUCUGUAUGAUAUCAGAAACCAAUUCAAGGAAUAUUUGCGGCGGCCGGACCAUAAGCAGGAGUUUGUGUCUCAGUGGCAAUCGGACUUCAACUCUAUCGCUGAGGACAUGCGGGAAGACGAGGAGACAAAAGCAGAACUGCACCAAAGAGUUGAUGAUUUAAGAGAUUGUCUGUGGGAUAUCUGUGACAACAGGAAAGAGGAAAACGAGCAGGAGCGGGCGGAUGUCAUGAGCGAUGGAUGGCUGGAGGAUCAUUUGGGAAUACUCAUUAACCAUUACUUUUCAUUGAUGCAGGUGGAAGUGGAUCGUUUCCAGGAUACAAUGCGAUAUCUUCGUAAUUACUAUGACAGAAUGGAGAAUAAAAUCCCAUCGGAGGGGGCUCAAGAGUUUGUCCGUAUCCCGCUCCUGGACAUGUCUAAUACGAGCUCACCAGAAGAAUCUGACAACCCAAGAAGGAUUCCAUUGAUUCCCAGAAGACCUCAGACCCCAGAGGUGAACUCAGCGAAACAAAAAAGUAAGCCUGCUGCUGGGAAAGGAAAGGAGGAUCCCAGCGCGGAGGUGACCGGGCAACUCUCUGAAGGCGAUCACAAGCUCAUUCAUGAUGCAUGGCAGACAGCCCUAACAGCCAUCGCUAACAUGAUAUCAACUGAAAGACAAGCACUGGAGGCGGAGGAAGAGAAGGAACGCCAGAUGUUGGAACUAAAAGAAAAAGAAAGAGUUAAAGUCUCCCAAAGCAGCCAAAAAGGGGCAAAAAAGAAAUCACCUGACAGGAAAAAAGGGGGGAAAUCACCGGGGCCUGCAGCUCCCACUCCUCAACCCUCAUCCCCGGAGGACAACUCAGAGCUGCAGAAGAAACAGCAAUGUAAAAUGAAGAUGAAGCAGGAAUAUAUGGCCGCUCUUGAAUGUGAAGAGACUUCUGUGAACUCCAGGCUUGAACUUGUAAAAGCGAAAGCUCUGGAAAUGUGCCAAGAGAUUGUGACAAGAGCGGAGCAGGCUUAUAAGGACAUGGACAUGUGGCUGGGAGCACAAUUUCUAGCAGAGAUGUCAAGCAUUGGGAAACUGAUUCAGAUCGCUCAUCACUGUGUCGAAACCAGCACAAAAAUACAGUACGAACUGGUCCUGGAGCAAACCGACUUCUACAUAAACUCAGAUAUAAAAGUGAUCGCCGAUCCAGUACCACAACCGAGACCUCCACCGGUGGAGAACCCUCCGGGGGCAACCCUCACUGUGUCUCAGCUCCGCCGUUUGCACAAGCAGUUUUUGCAGGUAGCGCCUGAUGGGCUUAUGUCAAGCAAGUUAUUCUCUGAUAUUUUGGUGGAUCUCACUUCGAUGACUCUUGGAGACGAUGCUCUCCCAGAUGUAUGGAUGCAUCUCCCACUAUCUGAGAUUCAGGAAAUAACCUCUGUGCUGUCUGACAGCUCAAAUUCCAUACAUUGGCGAAAGUUCUUGUUAUCAGUUUCUUCUCCCUGGCCGUACCCAUCUCUGCCCCAGCUCCUGAAGACCCUACAGAGAUUCAAGGCUGUAGAUGACACUGGAUGUGGCACUGUCCGUGAAGAGCAGUACAAUAAGGUGGAGCUGUGGUUUACAGGGAAAACUGAAACUGAAGAGACUGAACCUGAAGACCCAACAGAACCUCUUCCAUUUAAUAGGCUGGAGCAUCUCAUAAGGUUUUUCUUUGACUUGUUUGCUGAGCACACGGAGCCUCCUUGCCUCGACUACACAGAUAUGUUGUUGUAUUUUGCAUCUUACCCGGACCCGCAGGAAGGAUUCUAUAGAGCACUAAGUGUCACAAUUGGGAGACCAGUCAUAAAGCCGCCAGAUGACAAUCUGCUUGUAAAGUCUUUUCCAGCCAUGGAUGCCGUAGAAGAGAAUAAGGAGAGAACCCUAGAGAAAGAUGAUGAUGAUAUCUGCCCAAACAUAGAAGCACCAACGAUCACAAUGCUGGAGGUUCUGCGAGUUUUCCAACAUGGCGCUGGAGAUUAUGGGGAUACUCACAGGUUUCGUCAGCUGGAAAGAGAAGCAAAUAAUUAUCACAAGAUAAUCAAGAACAUAUUCAAUGAAAUGGGUCCAGAUGCAUUGGGCCACGUGUCCCUUCCUGCUCUCCUCAAACAUCCAAUUUUUCACGAACUUGUUGAAGAUUGUCAACUAUAUAAGCUCACAGAUAUCCGGGACAUCGUUGAGAAGAACAAGGCCACACAGUCAAAUGAAGUAGAAAGUGUGACAACCAGCUCUGCCGGGACAUAACCGCAGGAACUCCAUCACUUCCAGUAUUUUAUAGAUCUUUUUUUUCAAUGCUUGGGGACAAAAAGACAUCUUCCCUGUAUGAAUCUGUAUCCUAGACUGACCACAUUAAUCUAAGAGAAAAUAAAUCCAAAUGGCAACUGU